AUGGCCCGUCCAAAGAGAGAUUUCCAGAGCGGCCUGCCUCAAGCGCGCCGCUUCAUCACAACUCACGACGACACCGGAAAGGCCAUCUACUCUGAAGACCUCCCGGAGAUUGUCCCGUUCUGGGCCGUCGGGCCCCGAGACGAGCCCGCGGCCUUCGGGCUCGUCUACGCCACCACCUCGACGCCGGUCCCGCUGACAAAGGACGAGGACCUGACCACCUUCCGGCGCAUCGACGAGCAGCGCACCCGGGGCGGGCUCGUCCACAGCGGCGGGUCGGCCAUGCGCUACGUCGACUACCCGCCCAAGGCGAGCUCGCCCAUGCACCGCACCGUCAGCUGCGACUACGCCGUCGUGCUGUUCGGCCAGGUCGGCUGCCGGCUGGACUCGGGCGAGGAGCGCGUCCUGAACGCGGGCGACGUGCUCGUCCAGAGGGGCACCAUGCACCAGUGGGUCAACCUCGGCGACACGUGGGCCCGGAUGCUCUACGUCCUGAUUGACUCGGCGCCCGUCGAGUCGGGCGGGGUCAUCUUGAAAGAGGAUCUCGGCGGGAUGGAAGGGGUGCCCGAGUCUCACUGA
Microdochium trichocladiopsis is the source of this 576-nucleotide messenger RNA. RefSeq lists its product as uncharacterized. Bases 1 to 576 code for a protein of 191 amino acids. The transcript has a single exon. Lineage: Eukaryota; Fungi; Ascomycota; Sordariomycetes; Xylariales; Microdochiaceae. The record is from RefSeq and is a predicted model, not a curated record.